CGUGGUCAGCUCGGGUGAAAUGUCCUUUAAGCUCCAAAAUGCUCCAAAGUCAUAGAUUUACUCUGAAAUGCACCUGAACCUGAAAACAUACCUAGAAGAGUAGAAAACAUAGAUAUAUAUAUAUAGUAAAACACCUAUAUACCAUGGAUAAAAAUGGGUCAAAUCCAAGGUAUAUCAAAUAUGCGAGAGUUGAGAUCUUAGAUCUAGUAAUUGAUAAUCUAAACAUGCGAGAGUUGAUAGAUUAAUUCUUAGUUUGAGUUCUAGAAUAUCCAACCUUAGUUUGUAUACUACUAUAAUCAUGAUUGCCUGAAUAAAAACUCUAAGUCUAGCAAACCAUCCUUACAUCAAACCUCACUCAAUCAGCCGAGAAACUGCCUUGCUAACCAUUGCAAUUUACAUUAAAACUAUUAGCCUAGCUUAAUCAUAUAACUAUUAGAUCUAUUGUGUGCCCUAGCUCCCUGUGAAUUUGAUCCCUAAGUACUAAAACUCAACCUCUUAUUUGAGAGUAUAAAUCACUCUUUAGGGUAAUUUGCGUGAUAUCAAAACACAAACGACAUAUUUAUAGGAAAUUUUCAAAACUGGUAGGUGAAAUUUUACUAGAAAUUUAUGAGAAAAUAUAAUUAGUCAGCCGAAACAAAUAAACGUGUUACAACUAAAAGGUUGGUGCACUCGAGAUAUCGACGGUAAAUUCACGUUAAAUAUUUCGUCAUAAAGUCCUCAUUAUAUUUAUGUCUACUUUACGACGAAACAGUAUUUCCUCGUGAAAACCACGUCAAUUUGCGACGUUUUUAUGACGAAUAUUUGUUGUCGUUAUUUUAUGACGAAAUUAUGUUGAUUUGUUUUUUUCUCGUUAAAUACUCGUAAAAAUGACGUAAUUUUACGAGUACCAUUUUUCCUUGUUAAUUUUUGUCGUUAAAAUUGUGUUUUCCUGUAGUGUUUAUAUAUUAUUGUACUGUAUCCUCUUAUUUGAAGUCACCAGUGACAUUUUAAACUACCUCCAAAACCGUUUAAGAAAAAGGUUCCUGGAAAGAAAAAUAUACAUUAUCUGCGUGACACAAGAAAUUUGCGACAAAGUAAUAAAACAGAAUUGGAUGUGUAGAAAAACAUGCAUAAACAAUUUUGCAGAAGACACAUAACUUCCAAAUGAGUUAUCGAACUCAACAUAUUAGCCUAGGCUGAAAAACUUUACACGAGAUCAAACCCCACCUGGUCCAAAGGUUUUUGUUGCCUAAAUCAAAGAACAAAAUUUUGGGCUUUAUUUUUAUAAAAAAUAUUUACUCUAUUAAGACUGAACUACAUUUGAGAGAUAAAUAACCUUUCAUUCUUCCUAAUAAUUAAAAUUUGUGCCACUGAAUUAAUAUCUAUUAAUUGAUUAAUUAAUUAAUCACAAAUAAUUUAUUUUGAUAUAUUAUUCUCUAAUCAAAUUUAAUAUUAUUCUCUAAUCGGGUUAUUAUUUAAUCAAAUUAUUCUCUAACUAAUUUUUACAAUAAAAUUUAACAGAUCUAUUUAAAAUAUGACAUACAAACUUUAAUUUUUAUAUAUUCAUGUAUAUUAUUAUUUCAGUUCCUAUACAAAAUAUAAACUAUAAAUAUUUAUUAAAACAUAUAAAUUUAUAUGUUCAAAUAGGAUUUUUAACAAACCCUCCCCGCCCCCCCCCCCCCCCCCACAAUUAUGUUUAUUUCGGAUAGAAAUCUCUAAAUAAAAGAUUUCAAGAGAAAACCCUCCAAACUUACUUUAUCUUAAUGAGUUUUCUCCUCCGUUAUUUUUCCUGUUAAACCCAAACGUAGUGUAUUGGAAAGAUAGUAAAACAACACAAUUUUCUUUAUAAAACAACAAGAAGUUUACAUAAAAUGUCAUGUAAUUUACCAGUUUUGCUUUUAAUCUUCAAGUGUCGUAAGAAAAACUCCAAAUUGUCGAGAGAGAUACGAAGGGCAAACCCUACUUUCCGAAAGAGAGGGAUUUUGAGUAUAGUUGGAUUCUUGUGAGUAUUCGAGAGCGACUGAGUUCGAGAGAGGGUGAGUUCGUGAGGCAGAAGUCAGGUGAGAGAGAUCGAGAAGCUAUUUCCUGUGUGUUCGAAUUCGAAAAGUGAAAGUGAAAAAGUUGAUCCGGGAUUCGCUUGGACGAUGAACUGGUAAGUUUGUUUUGUCUAUAUCUUAGUUUUAUCUGUUUUUUUGUGAUUUCAUUGGGCUGAUUAUGUUUUUUGGUUUGAUUCAUAAUUUUUUUGUAAACCGAAGAAUUUACAUUUGUUUACAUGUUGGGGGAUACUGAGUAGCACAUGGAACAUACAAUGGUGGUGAAACAAGAUCCUGUAGGAUUGAUUUUGAAGAACCAACUUCAGUAUGCUUGAAAGUUGAAAGUAAAUAAUGAUCAUGAGCGGCGGUUUUCCGGAGAACAUGAAUAAAUUUUCUUAUUUCUCAUCUGGAAUAGUAGAUCAGAGUAGGAAAGAUGUAUGUUAUGAUAGAGAUGUCGUGGAGAUGGUGAACGCCUCUACUGAACUUGAAAGCAUAAAUAUUUUUGGUCUAAGAGCUGAUGAUCUUUAUCUUGAUGAUGUUCUCAUUGGAGGACAGGAAGAGGAAGAGGAACCGAGGAGUGAUGAUGAAUGGACUGACUUUUACAGGGAUGAUUAUGUUGACAGUGAAGCUUCAGAUGAUGAUGAGGACAGAGUUGAGUUUCGAGUGGGCCAAGAAUUUAUUUCACAACUGAAAUAACAAACUGUGAACAAGCUGUGAACCAAGUCAAUUUAUUUCAUAAUGCCAUGCAGACCUAAAAACAAUGAAAGAAUCCGUGAACCAAGUGAAAGAACAAGUUGUGAACCAAGUCAAACACAAGAUGAGCCAAUAGAAACGCUUCCACAGAAAUUAUUAUGGUAUGUGAUGCUUGUUAUAUCUAGAUAUCUGUCUUUUUUGUCGGUUUGAACAUGGGUAUGUGAUGCUUGUUAUAUGUGAAAUGUUCUAACUAUGGAGAGUCCAGUCAUAACAAAAGAACAUGCAAGCAAGGGCCAGUCAAUCCGCCUAAUCCACCCAAACCGUCUUCUGAAUGUCCUUCCUAUCAUGCCAACAUUGCAAUGGUAACAUUUUUUUUGUUUUCUUCAUAUCUCUUUUAUUGUUUGGGCUUUAUUCAACUUGUUCUUUGUUUGUAGACAUGUAGUAAUUGUCGGCAAACUGGACACAAGAAACGCAAAUUUAAGUUUCCUCUUGUGCCUAAGCCACCAAAUGUGAGAGUAGGAAUACCAUCUAAGAAGCAGAAGACAACCACUCAUCUCGGCAAGUCAGCCGAGUUAGGAGAAACAACAACUGAACUUGUAGAAAUAACCACUGAACUCUUAAAACCAUGUUUUGUUGUUUCAAAUUAACUAGGCUUAAUCAUGUUUUGGUGUUUGAACCAUGAUAUACCAUGUUUUGGUGUUUUUUUUUAACUCAACUUAUGGUCAUUAGAACCAUGUCUUAAUGAUGUUUUGGUACACGAAGAAUAUUGCUUGUUGCUAUGUGUCUUAAAGGAUCAUGUUUCUUGCUUCAUCCAACAAUAAGUGCAGAAAAUAUUGUCUUAAAGUGUAUGUAAUUAAACAACUCUUCAAACCCAACGACGGUCAUAAUUCUUGCCAUAAAACAAGUUAGAAACAACACUUGAAACACUAUUAAAAGUCGGGUCAUUUUUCGCAUUCAUUAAACGUUGUGUUUCAAGUAAACAAAGUUUUUCAAAAUUUAAUGGGACAAGAAACAGAGGGUCAAAUUCAUUAAGAUAAGUAAGGCUGGUUUUUUUUCUAUUUGAAUCUUUAGUUUAUGGGUUUCUACCCGUAAUAAACUUAAUUGGGGGGGGGGGGGAGAGUUCGUAAAAAGUCCUUUCAAAUAUAUAUAUAUUAUUAAAACUGAAGUACUUUUAAGAGAUAACCAUUCAUUCUUCCUAAUAAUUACAACUUGAACCACUGAAUUAAUAAAUAUUAAUUAAUUAAUCAUAAAUCAUUUAUUUUGUUAGAUUAUUCUCUAACCAAACUUACUAUUAUUCUUUAAUCGGACUAUUCUCUAACCCGAUUAUUCUUAACUAAUUUUACAAUAAAAUUAAACAGAUCUAUUUGUGACAUACAUCCUUUAAUUUUUAUAUAUUCAUGUAUAUUAUUAUUUCAUUUCAUUUCACAUAAAAAAUAUAAACUAUAAAUAUUUAUUAAAAUAUAUAAAUUUAUAUUGUGAAAUAUCUAUUCUAUUAAAACUGAAGUAUCUUUUAGAAAUAACCAUUCAUUCUUCCUAAUAAUUACAACUUGUGCUACUGAAUUAAUAAAUAUUAAAUAAUUUAUCACAAAUUAAUUAUUUUGUUAGAUUAUUCUCUAAUCAAACUUACUAUUAUUCAAACAUUACAUUCUAGAGAGAGGAAAGAUAUCAGAAAGACUACAUGUAUGUUUAGAAACCUGCUGGUUUAAGAGUCCAUGUGUUCGGUGAUCCAUAUUCCCAAGAUAAAACAUGCACAUUUAUCUUAGAAAUAAAGUUAGUAUAGGAGUAUGUCACAUGGUGUCUAGUAAGAUGUGAACUUGAUGGUCAGGUUACUAAGCCAAGGCUAAGUACAUAGAAGUGCCUCUAAAGUUGGGACUAAUUUGAUGUUUGUUGGUUGCAACACUGUAGAGGUGUUGGUAGUAGUUCUAAAGAGCUCGUGAGUCCCUACUUUUCAGACCUCUUUCACUGGUUCAUUCAAUGUUUUCUUGAGGGCAAACAAAUGAUAAGUAUGGAGGAGUUGAUAUACCAUGGUUUUUACCACUAUUAGGCCAUGGUAUAAGUCAUUCAUAGUCUUUAUCUUAUGUUUCGAGACUGUUUUGAGGUUUUUCAGGUCUAGGUACGGUUUUGGAGCAAUAUGAAAAUCAUGGAGCCAUUUAGAAAUUAAAGAGAAGAAAACCCGUAGAUGUGCAAGAAACAGAAGCCAGGGUAGCUGUGAAAGAAACAUAAGUCAGAGUUGAUAUUUCGAGAGAGUGUCGAUCAACACCUCCUUGGUGUCGGUCGACACCGAAGCGGUUUCACGAGGCCGACUCUAUUUUUUGUCCCAGAAGUUUCCACUAUAUGCAAGAAGAUCCCAUGACUUGAUUUAACCUAUAUAUUUUAUUUUAUCCACUGUUUAGGCUAAACUUUAUUUUACUUAGAGAAGUUUUGGAUAUAAAAUCAUAAGACUCUUUAGUGAUUGUUGGAACUCCAAUAUUUCUUACUCUUAUAUAUUUAUGCUAUUCAUUUUGUUUAUUGCUAUGUUUUGCAUGAUCAUGUCUGACUAGUCUACUUGUUAGAUUUUGGGUUUUCUUGGGUUUUGAUGAACUUAUAAUUUAUAGAGCUGAUAGGGUAACUAUAUUGCAUCCUUCACAAGAUUGUUCUCACUUCUUGUUUCUAGAAUAAUUAACUAGGAAACACGAGAGUGGAAUCAAGACCUGAAUUGAAACUUGAUGAGCUAAGUUAAUAGACACAUCGAGAGUUGGCCUAGGAACUUAGUGAACAUAUCAAAUUUGAACUUAAUGAUUUUUUAGAAUAUUGGAUCCACAACAUGUGUUGACGUUUAAUAUUUAAGGAAUCUGAUAGAAAUUACAGCGAGAGCUUAAUAGCUUACUUUUGAAUUCGAGUUCUAUAAUUGUUCUUAAUUAAACCCUUUUGAAUCUUAAUUGUUCUAUAAUUGUUCUGAUAAAAGGUUUGAAUUCCAUGGAUCUAGUGCCUUUCAUAUUGCUUACAACCGAUUUUAAUAUUUUUGUUUCAUUUACUGCUUACUAUAUUUUGCCUUGCUUAAUCAUUAAAACUAAGUAUAUUGUGUGAUCCACACUCUGUGUGGAUUUGAUCCCUAAGUGAUGGAAUCGAUUUCUUAUUUGAGAGAGUUUCUCUAGGGUAAUUUGAGCUACAUCAGUCCAGAUGAGUUAGUAACUCAUGCUAUUUUCGAAUGUCCACCGGCAUUUCAAGCAUGAGCUCUUUCGAUUACACCGUCUCAUCUUGAUAUAUUCCAUGUGUCCAUGAUAUAUACUAACAUGUACUAUCUUUUCGGAGGAAUAAUAUUAUUGAAGAUCCCAAAACUGAACAAAGACCCUUAUUCAUGGAAAAUUUGGUAUCUCUAGAAAACAAAAAAUGAUAAACUAUUCAGAGGGAUAGAUAGAGACCCACUUGAACUAACAUAUAUACAAAAGGAGAAUUCCAAGCAUGGUUAAUGGCAAAUCAGCCAGAGCCUGAGUUGAUACAACACCACUAAUAGCAUCUAAAUGUCUUACAAUUUGAGAAUAUAUGGAUGGUGGAUAGUUCUUGGACCUCUAUAUUAAUCUUCAAUGGUUGUGGAUGGGUCUAGAAAGAUAGAUAUGGACAAAUACAACUCAUGGUAUAAGAAAUCAAAGAAAAAGAUAAUAUGUCUUGCAUUCGGAGCUGAAAGCGCUAGUCUGGCUAAUGGACAUCAUGCUACAUCAUUCGAUAUUUCAUCUUUUUGAGACAAACUGUAAAAAUUUGACCUAGAUAAUAAUGGAACCUAAUGCAUGACCGAAUUUUUCGAGAGAGCUGAAUGAGAUAAAAGGACUGCAGAGAAGAUUCCAAGAUUUCAAGCUAUCCUAUAUCCAACGGGGCAAAAUGAAACUGCUGAUUUUUUUUAGAUAGAACAGCUCGUUUUUCCAUUGGCCACUUUGUUUUAUUGGUUAUUUUAUCACGGUUUUGACUACCCAAACUUUCUCAAACCUAAAUAAUAAAAUAACCUGUAAAAAACAAACUUAGUAAUAUGUGUAAAAAGAGUUAAAGAAAAGUUAUUUAAAAAAAAAUCGUGUUAGGAGCCAAAUCUCUAAGCAAUAAAAUAUAUGCCAUGCAUUUACUUUAUCGAAAAGUUGUAACAGCUAGCCUCUGACUUCAUUUUUGAAUUACCAACCCCCGCCCCUCCUCCCCUCUCCCUCUCUUCGAACCCUCCUAAGAAGGAUUUGUGUAUCCUUUAUAUACUAAAGCACAAGUCACCUAACUAAUCAGAAUAUGACACAUGGCAAAAACAUUUAAAAACAAAUAUUGAUACAAAAUUAUCUUUCUAAAAAUCACAUUCAAGUCCCGAGUUUUCAGUGACUCCAAAUACCUACAUUCCUAAAAAAAUUCCCAUUAUAAUCACCACGUUCAAAAAUAUGAUCCACGAUUUAAAACUGCCUCUAUACCUUCUUCAUCUCUCUUCUUCUCCAUUGCUUCUUAUUUUUCUUUUUUCUCUUUCAGAUAUUCGACAGAUGCAAGAAAAUCCAUACAUGUCAUAUUCUUUUAUUAUUUGUUUCAGCUUGAAAAUGGCAUCUGAGUGUUGAGUCUACUCCUGUUUUAAAGCGUUGUCAGGUAACAAUAAGUAUCUCUAACUCUUUUAUUUAUAAAUUAGUAUUUAUAAAUCUGUUUUUUCUAUUGCCUAAUUUAGGAAACUACUUGCCUUGCUUUAAUCCAAUAAAAUCAGAAAUGUAGGGGGAAUAAAAUAAAAUAAAAAUAAGCUUUAACAAGAAAGAAGUAUAUCAGGCCAAGAUACAAUCAAGCAAAGGAUAAACUCAAAUUACAGACAAAACGAAGGAGCAUUCUCUGAAAACAAUUGUAUCCUUACUUCUUUUCUAAAUAAUUCUCUCUUACUCUUUAAAAUUCUAUAUUAUGUUUUUGUAGCCUCGAAGGUGGUUAAGCAUUUUCAAAUUUAAAGAUGUGGAAAACAACAGCAGCAACAACCAAAAAAAAGUAACACUCAACCGAAGGAAAACAGGUAUCAACUAUCUACAACUAUGAUAAUGCAAAUAUAGUUUUUACAAAUUUGUUUGGUUUUUUGGUGUAAAAAAAUUGUUUGUUAUGGUUUGACAAUUUCACUAAUCUAUUUGUUAUAAACAGAGCAUUUUCGACUAUCUUAGGAAUUUUUAGAAAAAAAUUGUAUAUUUACGUACAUGUUUAAUUAUAUUUUUUAUUAUAUUAAUCUUAUCAGAACAGUCAUUAAAACAAUAAAAAUAAAAGUGAAUAGUUUAAGCAUCAUUUUUUUUAAUGCAAACAAAAAUUGACCCGUGCUUAGCACGUGAUGGUAAUACUAGUUUUAUUAAUAAACACUGAACGCUCUUCUUAAUUCGUUUUUUUUUUUUCUGAAACUGACACUGCAAAGCGAGAGAACUUAAUUCAUAAGAAACAGAAACGAAAGCGAGAAAUGAAUCUCUCUCACUACAUCAAAGACAGUAUUGAUCACUCCUUGGGUCUUCAGAUCUCAAUGGAGUCUCUCCAGAAGAAGCUUCGUACUGCUGAAGAAUCACAGCUGCGUCUCAAAGAUCAAUAUCUGGCUCUUCUCUCUAUAUUAAAAGAGAAAGAUGUAAUCGACCAAGCUAGGUCGGAAGCGAGUUUGAAUGCCCAUGCGUUGAAGAAGUUCAUCGACGAGAACCAGAAACUGGCCCCGGAAUGUGGAAAUCUAUUGAGCCAGUGUAAGAAAUGGGAAAGAGAGUGCUUGCUUUAUCAUCAAGAUCGUGAUGCGUUGAUGGAAUUGGGGAAUGAAUCUGAUGAGAGAGCCAGAGACGCAGAAGCUAGGGUUCGUGAUUUGGUAGACGAAAUUGGAAGAAUGUCUGAGGAAUUGCAGAUUCGUAAGCGAGAAAUUGGGAUUGACCAAGAUACAAUGAUGAAAUAUGUGAGCGUCUAUUUCAAAUUCAAAGGGGAGAUCUCCUGUGUAACCUUGAAGACAACAGUGGAGGAUAUAGGUUUGGCAAUGCUAGAAGAAAAGUUGUAUAAAAAGCUUGUGUUGGAUGAAAGUAAGGCAAAACUGGCAUUGAAGUGCAUGCCGAUGGUGUAUGGAUCUGAAGAACAGCAAAUUAUUCGUGAUGAUGAUGAUCUGUUUGGUUUCCUAACAACCGUUGAUAAAGACAACCGUAAAUCUCUUUUGUUAGUGGAGGAGAUGAGUAAAUCAGAUCAGUUAGAGAAGGUGUCGAGAGUGGGCAUAAGUUCGUUUGGUAUGAACUACGAAGUGUUGCAGGGAAAUGAUGAUGUUUAUGAUGAAAUCAGAUCGAAGGCCAUAACUCUGUAUGUAGAAAAUUGUCAAGCAAAUCAACAGAAGGAUCCGAUAGAUGCAGAGAAUGAUUUUAUGGAUACGGACACCGCAGCUGGGACAGACACUGCAACGGAGACAGACACUGCAGCAGAGACAGACACUGCAGCAGAGACAGACACUGCAGCAGAGACAAACACUGCAGCAGAGACAGACACCGCAGCUGAAACGGACACAGCAGCUGAAACGGACACAGCAGCUGAGACGGACACCGCAGCAGAGACGAACACCACAGGUGAGACGGGUAUGGGUGCAGAUAAGUAUGUUGAGCAGCCACCUAUAAAAAAAGCUAGUCAGGUUAUAGAGGCUUGGGAAGACGGUUUGGGUCUGUAUAAGCUUUAGGAGUUUCCAAGUAAGAAAGCACUUCAAGAGGUGGUCGAUAGAGCUGCAUUUGGUGAAUGCUUUCGUAAUGUUAUCAAAAAGUCGGACCGGAGACGAUUGGUGUUAAAAUGUUGUGAAGCAACCUGUAAGUGGAGUUUACGAGCUGCAAAGAUUUCAGAUACUGAAAUUUUUUCAGUUAGGAGGUACACGGGUGUGCAUACAUGCUCUCGGUCUAAUCAAAGUAAAAGCAGCAACAUCAAGAGGAAAGGCUCAGCAGAAUUAGUUGCAACUUUUCUCAAUGAGGAAUAUCCUGAAAAACUAAGUACUCCUGUUCCGAAAGAUAUCAUGGAUCUUAUAAAGUUAAAACUUGGUGUAACAAUAUCCUACUCCACAGCCUUGAAAGGGAAAAAUCUAGCUAUUUCUGAGUUGCGUGGUGGUUCGGAAGAGAGCUACAAGAUGCUAUAUAGCUACUUGUAUAUGUUAGAGACGGUUAAUCCGGAAACAAAAACAGGGGUGAAGUUGGAUGAGGCAAAUAAGUUCAAGUACCUCUUCAUAGCUCUGGGAGCUUGUAUUGAAGGUUUUGCAGCCAUGAGGAAGGUGAUACUUGUUGAUGCCACAUUUCUGAAGAAUGGAUAUGGUGGUGUACUAGUAUUUGCUAAAGCUCAAGAUCCUAAUCGUCACCAUUAUCUGCUUGCGUUUGGUGUACUCGACGGUGAGAAUAAUGCUAGUUGGACAUGGUUUUUCGAGAUGCUCAAACUGCUAUACUAGACUCUUCUGAAUUAGUAUUUAUGAGUGAUAGAAACCAGAGCCUAAUCGCGGCUGUAGCUAAUGUGUUUCCACAAUCUCACCAUGGCCAUUGUAUAUGGCAUUUGUCUCAGAAUGUGAGAGGGCAUGCUUGUAACACAAACAAAGCCGUAGUCGCAUGGUGAUUUAUGGAGUUGGCUAGGUGUUACACGGUGGCUGAGUUCGAGUCUGCUUAUGCAUCUUUUAAGGUGAGAUUUCCUCCAGCGUACAAGUAUUUAGAGGAGCAUACUGAUAAAAGCUCAUGGGCUCAGGUUUAUUUCCCAGGUGUGAGAUACAACUUGGACACUAGCAACAGUGUGGAGUCAAUGAACAGCGUCUUUAGGAACGCCAGGAGGUAUGCUUUAAUACCAUUGUUGGAUACAAUCAUCAAAAAGUUUUCAGACUGGUUUAAUCAACAUCGGAAGGACUCUGUGGCUGGGUCGAUUGAUACCAAACUGGUUCCUCAUGUCGAGAUUCACUUGCAUAACCUAUGGAGCACAGCUGAGAAAACACCAGUGCGUGAGCUUAAUAGUUAUGAGUUUGAGUACGAGGUAACCGACACUGAAAAUGGGAAGAAUUAUGUUGUGAACUUGAUAGAGAAGAGCUUUAGCUGCAAGGUGUAUGAUUAUGAAAAGUAUCCUUGUCUGCACGGACUUGCUGCUUACUUAUAUUUCCUUGAGGUUGAAGCUGCUCCUGGUCGUCAACGUGAUGUCAAGAUAGAGUAUCAUGAAUUGUGCUCGAAAUAUUACUGGACAGAACUUUGGGCAUUGGUUUAUUACAAGACCAUUUAUUUUGUGCCGGACAGGUGUGAUUGGAAUGUACCAGAUCACAUCAAAGAGCUUCAGAUCAUACCUCCGGAUCGCCUCAAGAGGAAGGGAAGAAAAAAUAAUAAGAGGAGUCCAUCUGUUGGGGAACGACGUAAAAGGACACAAAACAUAAGGCGACCAAGGCAAAGUUUCGGUUUCAGUUGGCUGUUGUUUGGAAUGCGUAGUAGUAAUCCCAGUGAAUCAAACUAGAUCUUCUUGUUUGGAUUUUAUUGCUGUAAUAAGUGAUAUAUUGGAAAACCGCGGAAAACUAGUAUAACAAGGUGUAACUAUGAUAGAAAUCGGCAUAAUCCGAAAAAUCCCAACUUCACAAGUUUUAAUACAGAAACACGGUCACCAAAAAUUAUAUAGCAGAUACUGCUUCUCAAAAUACAUUAGUGAAGAUAACAAAUAUUUACAAACCUCAUAAUAAAAAAAAACUCAUUGUUUCAUGAAAAAUAUAUCAUCGUAUAUAGUCUUUCCAAGAGCACUUUGUUAAUAAGAUCAGCUUAUAAAGAAGUAUUCUAUAGUUUUCAUGAUUUAAAAUAUGUUAUUGCACUAAUCAUUUAUGCUUACAUGGUAAUGCAGAAAAAUGACAAGUAAAACUUUCUUUAGAAAUUAAAAUUAUACGUAAAACUUAAAAAUGUUGAAAUCACGAAAAGUAGAACUAUGAAGAAAAUUGGUAAAACCAGAAACUUCAGUAUAACUAAGAGCAAAUAUUUCGGAGGAAGAAUAAAAAAGAUUUUCGCGCUUAAAUAAAAAAAGCCAAAAUUUCCAAUUAUUUAGGUCAAAAAGUAGAUUCCCAGACACUUUUUCACUUCCCCACCACUCUCUCUUUCUAAUCUCUCUCACCAUUCAUACACUCUCUCUUUAUCCAUUCUCUUUCUAUAUUCUCUGAAGAUCCACAGUUUUACUCUUUCCCUUUUACUGAACAUGACUCACCCGUAUGAAGAGAUGAAGAAGAUGAAGAAACACUACGACAUGUUAGGGUUCGUUGCCGAUGCCCAAUAUGGAAUUCCUACCCGUUGCCCAUGCGGUGGUGAAAUAAUGACGAAUGUUUCUCCAACUCCGAAGUACAAAUCAGAUUUCGAUACCUUGCCUGGGAGUAGGUACUUCACCUGCAAGAAUUAUGAGGUAAUUUCCGCUUAUCUUUGUCUUCGUUGUAAAACUAAGGGAAACUGAGAUAAACUGUGAUAUACUAUGGGUGAAACUGUGUUAUACUCUGGAUAUCUCUGGGUGAAACUGUGUUAUACUCUGGGUAUCUCUGGGUGAAACUGUGUUAUACUCUGGGUAUCUCUGGGUGAAACUGAGUUAUCAUAUGGGUGAAACUGUGUUAUGGUGAAACUGACUUCCACUCUGGUUGAAAUUGUGCAGGACGAUGGGUUGCACUUCCGUCAGCCAUGGGCUUUUGGUGUUCAGCAAGAAGUGGAGCGCCUAAGGGGGGAGGUGAAAGAGUUGGCAUAAGAGAUUGCUAAGCUUACGAGGCUCAUUACCUCGACCUCCCGUCCAUGAGAUUCUCGACCUCGCAUGUUCUGAGUUCAUGUGCUAAAAACUUUGUCUUUCGUACCUAUCUAUUUUUAUUAUUUCGGUUAAUACAAGUCUUUGUUUCUUAAGAGAAGACUCUACGAUUCUUGUUAAGACUUGUGUAAGUUUAUGUGUUCAAUCUUAUGUUAUGCCCAAACUUAUGUUAUGCUAAGCACUCUUAUGUUUA
Brassica rapa (field mustard) is the source of this 12615-nucleotide messenger RNA. RefSeq lists its product as uncharacterized. Lineage: Eukaryota; Viridiplantae; Streptophyta; Magnoliopsida; Brassicales; Brassicaceae. The record is from RefSeq and is a predicted model, not a curated record.